AUGGGGGAUCUGGGGAGGGAGAGAAAUAGCAGCAGAGGAGAUGAGGAGGAGAGCAUCAGGAGGAGACAUCAGCGAGAGUCAGGGCAGAGCAGGACUGCAGUGGGGAAACCCUCGCGCAGCAUGGAGAAGACUUCAGCCAAACCAAAGCCAACCCUAUCACCAUGGGAGAAAAAGCCCACAAAUGUUCCGAAUAGGAGCCACACGGGGGAGCGACCCUACAUGUGUGCCCAGUGCAGGAAGAGCUUCUGUCAGAGCAUGACCCUAAUCAAGCAUAGCAGGACCCACACGGGCCAGAGGCCCUAUGGGUGUGGUGAGUGCGGGAAGAGCUUUGCUCAGACCUCCAACCUCCUGGAGCACCAGAGGAUCCACACGGGCGUGAAACCCUACAACUGCCCGAACUGCGGGAGAGUGUUCUGCCACAGCUCCUCACUGGCAGACCAUCGGAGGGUCCAUACUGGUGAGCGACCUUACAAAUGUGUCAUCUGCGAGAAGAGCUUCAGCCAGAGGUCCAACCACAUCCAGCAUAAGCAGUCCCACACAGGGGAGUGA
Molecule: messenger RNA, 549 nt
Organism: Mauremys reevesii (Reeves's turtle)
Lineage: Eukaryota; Metazoa; Chordata; Testudines; Geoemydidae
Product: zinc finger protein interacting with ribonucleoprotein K-like
Exons: 3
Coding region: 1-549 (182 amino acids)
Biological process (GO): regulation of transcription by RNA polymerase II
Molecular function (GO): RNA polymerase II cis-regulatory region sequence-specific DNA binding; DNA-binding transcription factor activity, RNA polymerase II-specific
Source: RefSeq, a predicted model, not a curated record